GCUGCUUCUGCAAACCCCAAAUAGUUGACGCUGUGCAAGGGCAGUCAUUGUACCCCGGAGCUGGUGGGGUCUUCAGCAGCUGGAAUUCCAUACUGGAAUUCAUAGAAGGACUGAUACAUCCAUAGAAGGACUGAUACAUCCAUAGAAGGACUGAUACAUCAUUAGGUGAUCUCUUGGGGGAAGAGUUGUUAGCAAUCUCAUUACUUCAAAAUGUCCAGGUUGCCAUCUACAGCCCAGAAGACAUUGACCAAUAAUGAACCACAUAAGUCUGUCUACAGCAGUCCUUUACCUGUGGCCUUCAAAUGUUCAACUCAGUCCACAGUCAAAGAGGAUGCCUCAGAUGAGGUGGAAAACCCUUUCUACAUGUCCCCAGACACGGAUUUCUUCUUGCUUCGAGACAGACAGAAAGAAAAGCAUCGGUUGGAAAGGGAGGCAAAGAAAACCAUGAGAGUCUAUGAGAAGAUGACCUAUUCCUCAAAAAUAGCUGCCAAGUGCACUAACAUCCGCAGGCAGCUCCAGAUGGAAGACCACAUGGAGGACCAGGCUUUGCAAGCUGAGGCCCAGCGCCUCCGAGACCUUCGAGAGAUUGCCUCCUGGAAAAUCACCGUCACCAAAGAUAAGAAGAUCGAGAGAGAGAGCUUGGCCAGCUACAUUGAAAAGAAGAGACAAAUGUUUCUGAUCCAGUAUGCCCUGGAGGUGAAGAGAGAGGAGAUCCUGAGGCUGGAAAUGUUGGCCACCAAGGAAGAGAUGAAGCUGGAGAAGGCAGAAAAGUUCCUUGAGAAGGACGCGACUCUGUUUGAUGAGUUCCUGAAGGAGAACGAUCGAAACUCCGUGCAGGCCACGAGAAUAGCUGAAAAGGAGGCCAAGGUGAAGAUGGAGAAGAUCAUUGAAAUCCGAGAUAUCACAGCACAAAUCUUAACGGUGAAAAGCGAGAUAUCCAAGUUUGAAGACAAUGUCCAGAUUUUCAAAAUCUAUAAGGAUUUCCUCUAUAAGCUGUCCCCCAGGGAUUGGCUGAUGACCCAUGCCAGGAAGCAUUUGGCCCAUGCUGCUGCCAGGAUGACCUUAAACCAACAAAAAGAGACUAUUCCGUUUUUACCCACCGAAAAAGAGACCCAAAAGAGCAGUGAGAGAUCCAGCCUGAACAUCCCCGUCCCAAACAUCCCCUCGUCAUCCACAAGCGAGAUAAUGAUUAGCAAGGAGGACAAAUCCUCCCGCACAUCGUCUUCAUCCCAGGAUUUACAGCCUCUGUUCAGCAUGAGCCCCAGCAAGAAAGAGUCAAGUCCUACAGAGCUCUCUUCCAGAACAGAUGAAGUUGAUAGUGAUGAUGAGCUGGACCUGUACUUCACAGAACCUCAACAGCUACUGGACAUUUUCACUCAGCUGGAGGAGCAGAACCUCUCCCUGAUUCAGAACUCCCAGGAGAUAGAGGAGGCCCUGGAAGAGAUCAAUGCUUCCAUAAGAAACACUCGGAACAAAAUGGAUCGAGAAAUCAACCAGCUCAAGCUGCUGUCAACCACUCUGAAGACCUCCAUCGCUAAGGAAGAAGAGAUUGCUGAUGACCUACAACUCAAAGCCCGUGUCUUCUCUUUUGGCGAGUAUAAGAGUGAAUACCAGAACAACAUGUUGGCCAGCCUGAACAAAAAGGUGGUAGAAGUAUACCGCCACUGCAUUGGGGACUGUGAGUCCAGCCUGGGCACCCUGCAGAUGCUCACCAUUAUUGAGCAACAGCUGGAUGAACUCUUAGAGAAUCUGGAGAGGGUCCCACAAUGGAAGAUUGAACAAGUUGAGAAGGCCAAAGAGAAGGACAGAAGGAUGAGGCUGAAGGAAGAGAAAAUAAAACUCCUCAGAGAGAUGCAGGAGGAGCGGCUCCAGAGAUCCCUGGCCAGGGCCCAAGCAACUAUCAAGAAAAAGACGGGCAGGAAGCUCAUGUACCGCUCGGAGCCAGCAGCCAACAAGACCCAGAGGGAGGAGACUGACAGCAAAUACGACAAGGAGAAAGAAGAGCUCCUCUUCUUCUUUACUUAGCCCACACACGCACUAGUGCGAGCGCACAUACCCACACACACACCCACGCCCCCAUGGAGCUGGCUGACAUGUAAACAAUCAAAGCAAACAGACCGUCCUGGUUUACUUGUAUGAUUUAGUCGCUCUGACCCCUUUCCCAGUGUCCCUGGACAUGUGUUCUUUCUGCGCUUGUAUCUGAACUAAAAUAAAGGUCCGUGCUCCUUUUGGUUGUGCAAGUAGGCCCCUUCAAAGAAGCUGAGAUUCUGUUAUAAAGUCUGGGGGUCCUUUCUUCCUCCUCUGUAAUAAAACCACCUUUUCCUAAGAGUUCUGUAAAAGCAGCAGGGACAGAACAGAAAUGAUGCCUUAAGCUACACUAUUCAAGGAGGAAAGGCACUAGAGGAAGAGUCAGUGAAUGGGAAAGUUAUUCCCAAUCCUGGGCAGAUAAAUUUUCAACCCCCAGGCGUCACAGUUCCUUGUACUAAGUCACGUAAAACCGCAAGUGCAAAACCAUUAAAAAAAACAACUUUAUUAAUUCAUCUGCACUAGGGGUCACGUCCAUUGCCAGCAAUGAACCUCAAAGCCAAGAAAAAUCUGACCACUAGUCAGUAUGUGUCCCAUGUUAGUGAUGCACACACACACACACAUCUCAUAAGCCACAGCCACAAGCCUCCCAAGAGGGAGCGUCCCUGACAGGGUGGGAAGGAGCCCGGGCUGGUAGAGGGCAUGAAUGGGGACAUUCUCUGACCACACUGGCAUCAGCCAGCGGCCAGGGAGGCAACAUGCAAUUCCAUGAAGAGGAAUGCCCGAAAGGAGGAGGUGUACAUGAGGGCACGGACCGCUGGAACUGGCUCAGAAGGGGUUUCGGGGAGCAUGGACAGCAGGGCAGACGAGGAGUCGCAGUGGUUUGCUGGAACUGCUCCAAAGAGCACAAGUCUAAAAAUUCAAGAAAUGUAGAGUAGGAGUAAUCUGUAUUCCUUUCAGGUCUGAGAAACAAAACGGCAUUUUUACACAAGCAUAGACUUCCAAAGGCACAAGAAAAAAAAAAAAAGCAUUUCUGAACGACCCUGUGUGAAUUCCAUAACUGUAAAUAACAAAUAAAUAUGUGCAAGGUUAUAAACUCA
Messenger RNA from Vombatus ursinus (common wombat), 3125 nucleotides. RefSeq names its product cilia and flagella associated protein 100 (gene CFAP100). The record is from RefSeq and is a predicted model, not a curated record. Gene Ontology annotation, cellular component: ciliary basal body. NCBI's taxonomy places the organism in Eukaryota, Metazoa, Chordata, Mammalia, Diprotodontia, Vombatidae. The coding region runs from base 211 to 2025 and encodes 604 amino acids. The transcript has 16 exons.